This is a messenger RNA of Lodderomyces margitis, 2949 nucleotides long. It is a transcript of the gene RNR3, whose product is annotated as Rnr3p. NCBI's taxonomy places the organism in Eukaryota, Fungi, Ascomycota, Pichiomycetes, Serinales, Debaryomycetaceae. The transcript has 2 exons. The coding region runs from base 1 to 2949 and encodes 982 amino acids. Gene Ontology annotation, molecular function: ATP binding; ribonucleoside-diphosphate reductase activity, thioredoxin disulfide as acceptor. The record is from RefSeq and is a predicted model, not a curated record. Gene Ontology annotation, cellular component: ribonucleoside-diphosphate reductase complex. Gene Ontology annotation, biological process: deoxyribonucleotide biosynthetic process; DNA replication.
AUGGGUCCCAUUCAAGCUUAUGAAGCUAAUUUGGACAAACAAUUGCGGUUUUACAAGUAUCGAAAAGAUACAUUACUAAAGGCAGCCAAGUAUAAGCAAGAUGAAGACAAAAUUCAGCACUUGAUUUCUUACUGGCGCACAGUGGCACAGUUUGCCUCAAGCUACGUAUUCAAUGAACGUUCGGUUGCCAUAAAUAAAAUGGGCGGAUUUCAAGAAUGGCAAAAACAGCAAUGGGAAAAGAAAAUGGAAAGGAAACAGGAAGAAAGAGACUCUUUGUGGGAACAAAUCUCGGAGGAGUUACAAGCAGCCUCGGUCGAAAACAAAAUUGCAGUGAUUGAACAACUUGCAGAGCUUGGAUUUGUGGUUUCAAUUGAUGGCGAGAUUUUGGAGAACUUGCAUGAAGAGAUCGAGGAAGAUCCUACAUUUUCAACAGAAUUUACCAUGAGAGAUUUGUAUAAGAUUUUGAAUCUAGAUUUCGAAUUAGUGCAUAUGUCACUCGAUACGGCAACUAUACUUGACGGCAUAGAUGAGGAGUAUCUCUUGAAACUAUUGUCAAGAUUUUGCCACGGUCUAGACACUGCUCACGUCAAACUUGAUGAUAUCGUUGCUUCAAUACUUUCUGGCUUGCCUGAUAGGAUCACAGUGCAAGAGAUUUACAACCUUGCAUCUGAAGUAAUAGCAAGCAGAAUAAUACACCAUCCGGACUAUGCAAUACUUGCAGGUAGAGUAGUUGCCCAUGUUUUGCAGAUGCAAAUACCUUAUACCUUCAGCGACAAUAUAAAACGACUAAAACAAGCCACAAACUCCCAGGGAACACCAUACUCACAAAUGUCGGAUAACUUUUAUGAAGUCAUCAUGAAGCAUAGAGAAGAAUUUGAUGAGAUUGUGGAAAAAACAGAGAAAAUAGAGUUAGCUUACUUUGGGAUCAAAACCUUGGAGAACUCAUAUCUAUGGAAAGUUGGCAACAAGAUAGCGGAAACACCAGAGUACAUGUUUCUUAGAGUUUCGAUAGAAAUUCACGGAGAGGAUAUACGAGCCGUGAGGGAAACGUAUGAGCUAAUGUCAAGAAAGCAUUUCAUACAUGCCCUGCCUACUUUAUACAAUGCAGGAUGCAAAUACAACUACCUCUCAUCCUGCUUUUUGCUAGCCAUGAAAGACGAUUCUAUUGAUGGAAUUUAUCAAACUCUCCACGAAGCUGCGUUAAUUUCCAAGGCUUCUGGAGGGAUCGGAAUCCACAUUCACAACAUUAGGGCGCAGGGCUCACAUAUUGCUAGCACCAAUGGGAGAGCAGGUGGAGUGGUUCCUAUGUUACGAGUUUUCAAUAAUACUGCAAGAUAUGUUGACCAAGGAGGAGGUAAAAGACCAGGAGCAUUUGCAAUAUACGUAGAACCGUGGCAUGCCGAUAUCUUUGACAUCUUGAAUAUGAGGAAAAACCACGGCAAUGAGGAACUUAGAACAAGAGACCUAUUUUAUGGAUUGUGGGUUCCUGAUUUGUUUAUGCAAAGAGUGAAAUCUGGUGGCGAUUGGUCACUAUUUUCUCCGGAUAUAGCGCCUGGAUUAAGUGACGUCUACGGAAGCAAGUUUGUUCAAUUGUACGAGAAAUAUGAAGCUCAAGGAUUGGCAACUGCAACAAUAAAGGCACAGAAACUUUGGCUUGCCAUUUUAGAGUCACAAACUGAGACAGGUGGUCCGUACAUGUUGUACAAGGACGCUUGUAAUGAGAAAACCAAUCAAUCUAAUCUAGGAACGAUAAAAUCAUCAAAUUUGUGCUGUGAAAUUAUAGAGUACUCCUCGCCAGAUGAAACUGCUGUAUGCAACUUGGCAUCCCUAGGCCUCCCUUCUUUUCUUAAAUCAACAGAUGAAAGCAUAGAGUUUGAUUUUGACAAGUUGCAUUCGGUGACAAAGGUUGUCACAAAGAAUAUGAACAAGGUUAUCGAUGUUACUCGAUAUCCGGUGGAGUCCGCAAGGGUGUCAAAUAAAAAGAAUAGACCAAUAGCUCUUGGUGUACAAGGUUUGGCAGACUUGUUACUCGACUUGAGAUUGCCAUUUGAUUCACAUGAGGCAAAGAAACUCAAUUCGCAAAUCUUUGAAACCAUAUACCAUGCCGCUGUAGAAGCAUCUGUUCAGUUGGCAAUGGAUGAGGGGCCAUAUUCAACCUUUGAAGGCUCGCCUGCUUCGAAAGGGAUUUUACAAUUCGACAUGUGGAACCACAAGCCCGAAUUUUUUGACGAUUGGGAACAGUUAAAAGCAAGGGCCAAGACUAUUGGUAUGAGAAACUCGCUUUUAGUAGCACCCAUGCCAACUGCAUCAACAUCGCAGAUUUUGGGUUUCAAUGAGUGCUUUGAACCGUACACGUCUAACUUGUACACCCGUCGUGUGAUUCUGGGAGAAUUUCAGGUGGUGAAUAAGUACCUUAUUAAAGACUUAGUGGAUUUGGGUAUAUGGAAUCCGGCAAUUCGGAACAAGAUUAUCCAAGACGGAGGCUCAGUCCAAAACAUAUCAGUGAUACCCGAAGAUAUAAAGAAACUAUAUAGAACCGUGUGGGAACUAAAGCAAAAGGACAUAAUAGAUAUGGCUGCAGAUAGAGGGAAGUUCAUUGACCAGCUGCAGAGUAUGAAUAUUUAUUUGCAAAACCCAACUAUAGGUAAGCUUACAAGCUGCCAUUUUUAUGCUUGGAAAAAGGGGUUGAAAACGGGCAUGUACUACUUGCGAACACAGGCCGCAUCGAGAGCAAUACAAUUCACCGUUGACCAAGAAGAAGUAGCAUUGGCAGAGAAGCAGCAAGUUCGGAAAAGUCUAAAGAGGAAAAGGUAUGUGGAAGUAACUCAAAAGAAAAGGAGUAUAUCUGCGUACGCGACUCCUGAUUCCGAGGUCUAUGACAUUCAUGACACGACGCCAGUAGCUUGCAAUAUAAGGGAUGCUGAUAACUGUGAGUCUUGCUCAGGGUAA